AUGUACAAGUCGCACGAUACUUAUCUAAACGAUGACAUCGAAUCUCAACAUCCUUGUACAUCUCAUAUUGAGCUCAAUAAUUUAAAAUUAUAUGAAGAUUCCCCCCCUCAAACUACUGGCUCGGAUCAUCGUUCAGAAAGUGAUCGUACUUCUGACAAUAGAUCUUCCAAUACAGCAGAUGCUGAAAAUAAACAUAUACCGAGAUCGCCAGUACCAACUACAGAAAAUUCUAAAAAUUUUACUCGUAUGCGUCGUAUGCAUCAUAUGCCAGAAGAAAUAGAAAAGCAUUAUGGUGUACGUCCAUCGAAAGAAGGUGAAAAAGUUGUCUGGUACUUCGACAAAAAACAUGCCCUGUGGCUUGCACGUGCUAUAGAACGUGGUUGUAUUAAGGAUCGUGGUGUGAGAAAAACAGUGGAAAAGAUAGAAGCAGCUGAAAUAAUACCAAAUGAUCAAUCAGAAGAAACUAGAUUAUUCAGAUACUAUUUAAAUGAAGCAAAAGAAAAGAAUGAUGCUGUAUUUUUGUUGAGAGCUUACACGUUAGAUUGUUUCUUCUACCGUCACCUUAAUAUAUACAUGGCAACAGGUAAUGCAAAAAAAGUAUACAAAAAACUAUGUCAUAAAUGGAGUGGUUACUAUACAGGCGUAUUGAUGAGAAAUCCUGCACUGAAAGAUUAUCAUUAUCGUGGAAUAACAUAUCGAGGUAUGCUGAUAACUCACGAAGACGUCGAAAUAUAUGAAAUUGGUGCUCUUUUUGUAAAUAAAGCAUUUCUAUCAACAUCAAAAUCAUAUGAAGUUGCCAUGCGUUUUUCAAUGCCACUAAAUCCAUCAACAAGCAAAAUAUCUGUCAUUAUUAUUUAUGAAAUUCGCAAUCGAACAUCAGCACUUGAUAUUGGACAUUUAUCAAUAUUUCCAGAAGAAGAAGAAGUUUUAAUGAUGCCUGGUUGUUUAUUUCAAGUGAUGAGUAUCAAUACGGAUAGAAUAUCAACCGAUGCGGAUAGAAUAACAACCACUAUUUACGUAAAACAAAUAUCAAACGUCUGA
Messenger RNA from Adineta steineri, 1041 nucleotides. NCBI's taxonomy places the organism in Eukaryota, Metazoa, Rotifera, Eurotatoria, Adinetida, Adinetidae. The record is from the annotation of a GenBank genome assembly.